This is a messenger RNA of Eutrema salsugineum, 2587 nucleotides long. Its product is annotated as pentatricopeptide repeat-containing protein At3g09060. NCBI's taxonomy places the organism in Eukaryota, Viridiplantae, Streptophyta, Magnoliopsida, Brassicales, Brassicaceae. The transcript has a single exon. Bases 118 to 2181 code for a protein of 687 amino acids. Gene Ontology annotation, molecular function: protein binding. The record is from RefSeq and is a predicted model, not a curated record.
AAUUGGCAUACUAGUCAGAAGUCCGGUUACUCUGGUUUCGCUGACGAGAGCAUCAGCUAGAAACCAAAACAUGCCGGAGAAAUAAAGUUUUAACGGUCACUCACCGAACACUCUCCCAUGGUCGUUUUCCCAAAAACGCUGUCUCCAAAACACCUCCUCAAGCUCUUGAAGUCGGAGAAGAACCCGCGUGAGGCGUUUGCUCUAUUCGAUUCGGCGACUCGCCAUCCAGGUUAUGCACAUUCCGCCGUCGUCUUCCACCAUAUCCUCCGACGUCUCGCGGAGGCGCGGAUGGUUACCCAUGUGGGUCGGGUCGUCGACCUCAUUCGGUCACAAGAAUGCAAAUGCGACGAAGAUGUCGCUUUAUCGGUUAUCAAAAUCUACGGGAAGAACUCCAUGCCCGAUCGAGCUCUUGAUGUUUUCCAACGAAUGCGAGAGAUUUUCGGGUGCGAGCCUGGGAUUCGGUCGUAUAACUCUCUACUCAGUGCGUUCGUGGAGGCGGAACAAUGGGCUAAAGUCGAGUCCUUGUUUGCCUACAUUGAAACAGCGGGUUUGGCGCCAAAUCUGCAGACGUAUAAUGUUUUGAUUAAGAUGCCAUGUAAGAAGAAGCAAUUCGAGAAAGCAAAAGACCUUCUGGACUGUAUGUGGAAAGAGGGCUUGAAGCCGGAUGUGUAUAGCUACAGCACUGUGAUCAAUGAUCUUGCUAAAGCUGGAAACUUGGGUGAUGCAUUGAAACUGUUCGAUGAAAUGUCUGAAAGAGGAGUGGCAGCUGAUGUUACCUGUUAUAAUAUCUUAAUUGAUGCGUUUCUUAAGAAAAGAGAUCACAACAAGGCAAUGGAACUGUGGGAAAAACUGUUGGAGGACUCGUCUGUUUAUCCGAAUGUUAAGACUCACAACAUCAUGAUUAGUGGUUUGAGCAAAUGCGGAAGAAUAGAUGAUUGCUUGAAGAUAUGGGACAGAAUGAAACAGAAUGAGCGAGAAAAAGAUUUAUUUACAUAUAGCAGUAUGAUACAUGGGCUGUGUGGGGUUGGGAAUGUCGAUCAGGCCGAGAAUGUGUUUAAAGAGUUGGUCGAGAGUAAGGCUCUAAUUGAUGUAGUUACAUACAAUACUAUGCUUUAUGGGUUUUGCCGUUGUGGGAAAGUUAAGAAGAGUUUGGAGUUAUGGAGAAUCAUGGAGAAGAGGAAUUCAGUUAACGUAGGGAGUUAUAACAUUUUGAUAAAAGGGUUGUUGGAGUAUGGGAAGAUUGAUGAAGCAACGAUGAUUUGGAAGCUUAUGCCUGCGAAAGGCUACGCAGCUGACAACAGAACUUACGGUGUUUUUAUUCAUGGGUUAUGCGUGAAUGGUUACGUAAAUAAAGCCUUGGGGGUGAUGAAAGAGGUCGUGAGCAAAGGAGGGCAUCUGGAUGUAUAUACAUAUUCGUCAAUUAUACACUGUUUGUGCAAAGAGAGAAGACUAGAAGAAGCAUCAAAUUUGGUAAAAGAGAUUAGUAAGCAAGGCGUGGAGCUGAAUUCUCAUGUCUGCAAUGCAUUAAUGGGUGGUUUAAUCCGAGACUCGAGAAUUGGUGAUGCCUCGUUUCUCCUGAGAGAGAUGGGGAAGAAUGGUUGUUGGCCGACUAUUGUUUCUUACAACAUUCUAAUUGACGGUUUUUGUAAAUCAGGAAAGUUUGGGGAAGCAUCAGCAGUUGUGAAAGAAAUGCUUGAAAAUGGGAGGAAACCAGAUCUGAGAACUUAUAGUUCACUUUUAAACGGUCUUUGUAGAGACGGGAAGAUCGAAUUGGCCCUUGCAUUGUGGCACCAAUCUCUUCAAUCAGGUCUAGAGCCCGAUGUGAGGAUACAUAACAUUCUAAUUCAUGGCCUGUGUUCAGCUGGUAAACUCGAUGAUGCAAUGAAUGUAGUGGCGAAUAUGGAGCAUCGGAAUUGCGUUGCAAAUCUCGUGACCUACAACACCUUGAUGGAAGGAUUCUUCAAAGUUGGAGACAUCAACAGAGCGACAGUGGUUUUGGGUUACAUGUACAAGAUGGGGUUGCAGCCUGAUAUAAUAUCUUACAAUAUCAUACUGAAAGGGUUGUGUAUGUGCCGUAGAGUGUCGGAUGCUAUCGAAUUCUUUGAUGAUGCUCGAAACCAUGGCAUUUUCCCAACUGUUGUCACCUGGAACAUACUUGUUUCAGCUGUCGUGAAUCCCUGACGUGAUGAAUAUGAAAGGAAAGCUUAAUCCGUUGCAAUUUGCUGGAUUUGAUCUCUGGGCUAUCUCAGCUAGCUUUCUGUGAUAAGUGUAUAAUGCUCUUCCAUUUUUCUUUGCCGUGGAACGCUUUCGGUUUUGGAAGUUGAAUUAUGAUGUAUCGGAGCUUGGAAGUAACAGGAGGUAAAUCGUAGUAUGUCGACAAGAAUCCAGUUAGCUACAACCUGAUGAAACUAGCAUUAUAUAGUGAAUCAUACAUACAUCACAAGCAUAUGAGUGACACAGUGGUUGAAUGAUUCGAGUAAACAUCAUCGAGAUCCAAUUUGUACGAUGAUGCAAAAGAAAAACUGUAGCUUGAUGUAUCAAAAGUGACGAGUUUCCCACUUGGUUCUAUGUCAUCAAGUCAUAUUUA